Messenger RNA from Periophthalmus magnuspinnatus, 2212 nucleotides. Its product is annotated as sodium/potassium/calcium exchanger 1-like. NCBI's taxonomy places the organism in Eukaryota, Metazoa, Chordata, Actinopteri, Gobiiformes, Gobiidae. Gene Ontology annotation, biological process: long-term synaptic depression; intracellular calcium ion homeostasis; long-term synaptic potentiation. Gene Ontology annotation, molecular function: calcium, potassium:sodium antiporter activity; calcium channel activity. The record is from RefSeq and is a predicted model, not a curated record. The transcript is spliced from 9 exons. The coding region runs from base 1 to 2049 and encodes 682 amino acids. Gene Ontology annotation, cellular component: membrane.
AUGUACUGUAGCCGGAGGAAGCGUCUUCACCUCAGCCGCGUCCUCUUCCUCCUCUCGGGAGUUUGUCUGUGUACACUCUACCAGCUGACUAUAAGUGCCAGGAUCCACCCGGGCAUCGCUCUGCCUCAGACUGGACUGGACUUUGGGCAGGGGUCAGCGGAGGGGCCAGAGGAGAACGUGACAGAGGACACAAUCUCACAUGUGACAGAGGCUGGACAAACUGAUCAGACCAGAGUCCAGACAGAGACAACAAUACAGCCCCCACCAGCGGCCCCCACCACAAAUAAGACUCUAGUUCACUGUAUCUAUGUAACCCCUCUCCCUGUGACGCCCACCCCCCUUCCCACUCCUCCCGAAGCUCCCACCACCCCUGUGCCCCCCGCAGAUGCCCCUCACAUGAAGGGGGACUACCCGGAGGACAUAUUCAGCAUCGAGGAGCGGCGGCAGGGUUGGGUCAUUCUUCACAUUCUGGGGAUGAUGUACAUGUUCGUGUCCUUGGCCAUCGUCUGUGAUGAGUUCUUUGUUCCUGCUCUGGGGGUCAUCACUGAUAAACUGGCCAUCUCCGACGAUGUGGCUGGAGCCACGUUCAUGGCAGCCGGCGGCUCAGCUCCAGAGCUCUUCACCUCUCUUAUCGGAGUGUUCAUUGCUCAUAGUAAUGUGGGCAUUGGAACUAUCGUGGGCUCAGCGGUCUUCAACAUCCUGUUUGUGAUUGGGAUGUGUGCACUGUUUUCUCGGGAGAUGCUGCAUUUGACCUGGUGGCCGCUCUUCAGAGAUGUGUCCUUCUACAUCCUAGACCUGGUCCUCCUCAUUAUCUUCUUCCUGGACAAUGUGAUCGUGUGGUGGGAGAGCCUGAUGCUGGUGGGGGGCUACUCUCUGUAUGUGGUCUUUAUGAAGUUCAAUGUGCAGAUCGAGGGGUUUGUCAAGGGAUUACUGCACAAACACAAGAUGAUCGUCAAAGUGAUCGCUUUGGAGGAGCCAGAAAAGGUAAAUGGGGGCGCUGUGGAGCAAGGACCUACAAUUCUAGAAGACAAGAACCGCUUAAAGUUGAAGCCUGCUCUUCAGCGCGGGGGCAGCUCCGCCUCUUUACACAACAGCACCAUGAGGAACACCAUCUUUCAACUCAUGAUCCACACGCUGGACCCUCUGGGAGAAGGUAAAUUUAAGGAUAAGGCUGAGACUUUGAAUAAUGUGGCCAGCAAGAAAACAGAAAGCAAAACUCCAGACAAACAAGAAGAUGGAGGUCCAAACCCUGACCGGAGCAAAGAGCCAGAGCCGCCUGAAGACACACAGGAGAAGGAGGCGGCUGAGGACAAGGAUGAUGUGCCUGCAAACAGCGGCUCUGACGACUCUAAUGACUCCAGCGAUAGUGAUGACAGCGAGAGUGAAGAGGAUAGUGAAGAGAGUGAUGAAGAGGAGGGAGGAGAGGAAGAGGAGCCUCUGUCUUUGGAGUGGCCCGACACCAGACGUAAACAGGCCACGUACCUGUUCCUCCUGCCCAUAGUGCUGCCGCUGUGGCUCACUGUGCCAGACGUCCGGAAUCAGAAAUCCAGAAGGUUCUUUGUGAUGACUUUCCUGGGGUCCAUCAUGUGGAUUGCUAUCUUCUCCUACCUUAUGGUGUGGUGGGCCCAUCAGGUGGGUGAGACGAUGGGCAUCUCAGAGGAGAUCAUGGGGCUGACCAUCCUGGCGGCGGGCACGUCCAUACCAGACCUCAUCACCAGCGUCAUCGUGGCUCGCAAAGGCCUGGGCGACAUGGCAGUGUCCAGCUCUGUGGGCAGCAAUAUCUUUGACAUCACCGUGGGUCUCCCAGUGCCGUGGCUGUUGUACUCGUGCAUUCACGGCUUUGCUCCCGUCGCUGUGAGCAGUAACGGUCUGUUCUGUGCCAUCGUGCUGCUCUUCCUCAUGCUCCUCUUCGUCAUCGCCUCCAUCGCCUGGUGCAAGUGGAAGAUGAACAAACUUCUGGGAUUCACCAUGUUCCUCCUCUACUUCAUAUUCCUCGUCCUCAGUGUGAUGUUGGAGGACCGCAUCAUCGUCUGCCCCGUGUCCAUCUGAGGCUCUGACCGAUAAGCCACGAGAAGGGACUAGACACAUCGUUCCCAUGGUAAUCUAGAGUAAACAACACCCAAUUCCACCAAACUUGUGAGUGUAGAAUUAUACUCAAGAACUCUGAUUGGGAGCUGGACUUUUUCAUUUUAAUUUCCCAUUUAAUACUUAU